AUGGUAAUAUAUUAUGCGCUUUUUGGUGAUGUUGUGACAUUUGAUACAAUAUUUUGUACGAACAAGAAGAAUAGGCCUUUUGGCGUUUUUUCUGGAUUUAAUCAUCAUAGCAGAGUUAUUCGAUUUGGGGCAUCACUUUUAUACGAUAAGAAAGCUAAAUCAUUCAAAUGGUUGUUUGAGACUUUCUUGGAAAGUUACAGACAAAAGAAGCCUAUAACAUUUUUUACAGAUCAAGAUGUUGCAAUGACAAAGACAAUUUCAGAGGUGUUUCCUGAAACAUGUCAUGGACUUAAACAGAAAUGGGCCAUAUGUUAUAUGAAGAAUGCAUUUACAAGAGGUAUGCGGAGUACACAGCUAAGUGAAAGCAUAAAUGCAGACUUGAAGGAUUAUACAAAAUGUACUUUAGAUAUUGUAUACUUUUUUAAGCAUUUUGAGCGGGUAGUGAAUGAUAAGCGUGCUAGUAAAUUGAAGGUUGAGUUUGAUUCAAUAAAUAAGCUCCCAAGGAACACGUUUACAUACUCACCCAUUAUGGUACAGGCAAUAGAAGUCUAUACUCUUUUAAUAUUUGGCUUAUUUCAUAAUGAAUAUGCAUUGGUUGGUUGGUGCCACAUAAAAGAGAAUGAUGAAAGUAAUACCUUACAUAAGUAUGUUGUUGAUGUUCUUAAUUCAACUGAGGUGGAAUAUAUAGUUAAGUAUAAUUCAUCUGAGUCUAUAGUUGAAUGUAGCUGCAGAAAAUUUAAGUCAUUUGGCAUCCUAUGUUGUCAUGCUUUGAAGAUUAUGGAAAGACUAGAUAUCAAGUAUAUUCCAGAAGCAUACAUUUUGAAUAGAUGGACACGUAAGGCAAGAAGAAUAGUAGUGGAAGAUAUCAGUCAAAAAGAAGUUGAGGAAGAUAUAAAUUUGGAUUCUACACAGCGUUAUAAGAUUCUUUGUUCUAAACUAGUAAAGAUUGUUUCACAAGCAUCCAAUUCAGUUGAGGGAUAUGCAUUGGUUAACAAUGUUGCAAGCUUCAGCUUUGUGAUUAAUUGUUUGACAUUUUAUGCAUAUGCACAAAGGUCAUUUGAUUAUUCUAUGGAUUGUAUAUAUUCCUCUCAAGUCUCUAUUUCUCAGGCGAAUAUUGAUCUAUUUGUCUCCCAGUAUUCCAUACCUUCUGCAAUGGGUGCUUCAUCGGUGAACUUAUUUCAUGAUCUGAAUGUUUAUCUGACAUAA
Molecule: messenger RNA, 1206 nt
Organism: Telopea speciosissima
Lineage: Eukaryota; Viridiplantae; Streptophyta; Magnoliopsida; Proteales; Proteaceae
Product: protein FAR-RED ELONGATED HYPOCOTYL 3-like
Exons: 4
Coding region: 1-1206 (401 amino acids)
Biological process (GO): regulation of DNA-templated transcription
Molecular function (GO): zinc ion binding
Source: RefSeq, a predicted model, not a curated record